This is a messenger RNA of Microtus oregoni (creeping vole), 5701 nucleotides long. RefSeq names its product RUN and SH3 domain containing 2 (gene Rusc2). The record is from RefSeq and is a predicted model, not a curated record. NCBI's taxonomy places the organism in Eukaryota, Metazoa, Chordata, Mammalia, Rodentia, Cricetidae. Gene Ontology annotation, molecular function: protein binding. The coding region runs from base 675 to 5192 and encodes 1505 amino acids. Gene Ontology annotation, cellular component: cytoplasmic vesicle. The transcript is spliced from 13 exons.
CGGGCUUGGCGGGCCGAACCAACGCGCUCCGCGGAGGGGCCGCACCGGGCUGCCCAGAGCGGACCAUCGGCACCACGCCUGCAGGGGGCGCCGGGCGUUACCAACGCCGAGCCGAGGGGAGCGGAGGGGAGCGCCGGCGUGGGCUGCCACGCGACCCCUGGAGGCGCCAGGAGGCGCGAGACGCCGCCACCCGCGCGGAAGGACGUGGCUGACAGCUCUGGACAAACCGAUUGGCCAGCAGUCUGGCAGCCUGCACGCUUCAGUCCACUGUCUGGGAGGAGGGGGAGCAGGGAACACUGGAGCUGUGCUGCCCAGAUCCCAGGAGCCAGAAGGCACUGCCAAAGGAUAAGCAAGGUGUUGCCCACACUGGACAGUUGAAGCGGUGGAGGGGCAUUGUUUGAUCCAGCUGCCUUACUCCCACAAAUCAGUGCUUUAAACUGCCUCUCAGCAAAGCAGGCCACUCCGGCCUCAGCACCCUAUUCCUGUCUCUAGUCUUGGUGGUUUCUUGCUUUCUCACUUCACCUGCAUCUGACAUUGGGAGACUGUCCUGCGGCCUCGUUGAUGCCUGCCUUCUCCAUCCCUUCUUCUGAAGAGCUCUUUGCCAAGGUGCCAAGCUCUCCUGAUGAAAUGUUUUCUGCCCCACUGGGCUCCCAAGGCAGUGUCUGGUGCUGUUGAUGCCCUUGUUGGAACUUUCCAGAAUGGAUAGCCCCCCAAAGCUGACUGGAGAGACCCUCAUCGUCCACCAUAUCCCUUUAGUGCACUGUCAAGUCCCAGACAGGCAGGGCUGCGGGGUGGCAAGCGGAGGCAGCGGGAGCACAAGACCCCAGCCCUUCUGCCCACCCGAGCUGGGCCUGGGACAAGCUGACUCCCUGCUAUACAACAGUCUGCACUCUGCCCCGGGGGCAUCUACACGGUCUUCAGACAGCAUCAAGAGUAGGGGUCGGGAUGGCCGCGGCCCUGGAGCUUCCAAACGACACAAUCCCUUCUUGGUGCAGGAAGGUGUGGGUGAAACAGGACUUGGUGACCUGUGUGACGACAACCCUGGAGAGAGUGCCACCCAGCAGUCCUUCCACCUGCACAGCUCCAGCCAGCCCACCUUCCAUCUGUCUUCUUUCCAGCUGCCAUCAUCGGGCCCUGGCCUGCGCAGGCCGUGGGGCGCAACACGCAGUCGGCCUGGCGUGGUGGAGGGGCAGGAACGGGAGCCAGCAGCAGCCUUGGGGACCCAGCAGGGCAGCACCAGCCCCUGCUUCCAGCCAGAGCCGGACUCUGAGACCAUGGAGCUGGACGAGUGUGGGGGACCCGGUGGGAGUGGCAGCGGAGAGGGAGCCAGUGAUACCUCUGCCUUUUCCUUGGAACAAGAGUGGAAGCUCAGUUCAGACGAAUCCCCAAGAAACCCUGGGCGCUCGGGCUCGGGGGCUCAGCGCUGCCAUUGCAGCAGCGCCUCCAGUCAGUCCGAGGCUGCCGACCAGUCCAUGGGCUACGCCAGUGACUCGUCCUGCAACAGCUCAGACGGUGUGCUCGUCACCUUCAGCACCCUCUACAACAAGACGCACGGCAGCUCCCGUGCCACCCUCAACUCUGUCCCUCAGUCCUGCAGCGACUCUUCCUUCUGCAGCCAGUCCGACCCUGGAGCCUUUUACCUGGACCUGCAGCCCUCCCCAGCUGAGUCGAAAAUGUCGUGUGAGUCCCACCACCCGGAGACUGGGGACAGGGAGGAGGGCUGUGGUUGUCCUCAUGCCUCGUCCCCGGAGCUCGAUGCCAACUGCAACUCCUACCGCCCACACUGUGAGCCCUGCCCGGCUGUGGCUGACCUCACAGCCUGCUUCCAGAGCCAGGCCCGCCUUGUGGUGGCCACACAAAAUUACUAUAAACUUGUCACCUGUGACCUGUCCUCGCAGUCCUCCCCAAGCCCUGCUGGCUCUUCCAUCACCAGCUGCUCUGAAGAACACACCAAGAUCAGUCCUCCACCAGGCCCUGGCUCGGAGCCAGACCCCAGCCAGCCCUCUGAGUAUUACCUCUUCCAGAAGCCAGACAUCCUGCCCGAGGAACAAGGAGGAGUAGCUUCCUCGACGGAAGCAGCAACUGCCAUGGGCCCCACUGUACUCGAAGGGCAAGUGUACACAAAUACUUCACCCCCCAACCUAAGCACUGGCCGGCAGCGCUCUCGAAGCUAUGACCGGAGCCUGGAGCGCAGCCCCACUGUCCGCCUGGGCUCGCUGGAGCGCAUGCUAAGUUGCCCAGUACGCUUAAGUGAGGGCCCUGCAGCCUUAGCUGGGCCUGCUUCCCCACCCAGGAGAGUUACCUCUUUUGCUGAAUUGGCCAAAGGCCGGAAGAAAACGGCACCAGGCUCUGGCUCGCCACCACUUCGGGUGAGCAUCGGAGACUCCUCCCAGGACUUCUCGCCCAUUCAGGAAGCCCAGCACGACAGGACGGGCCCACUUGAUGAAGGCACUCGAUGCAGCCACAGUCUGCCAGCCAUGCCCUUGGGGCCAAGCCUGGACCUCCUUGGCCCAGAACCCUGGUCCACCCAGCUUUGUCAGGGCGCCCAGUCCAGCGAGAUGCCACUUCCUAGCCUCAGAGCUGCUGGGCAGGGCCCCUUGGCCCAGCUGAUGGAUCCCGGACCUGCUCUCCCAGGGAGCCCAGCCAACAGCCAUACCCAGAGGGAUGCAAGAGCUAGAGCUGACGGGGGUGGCACUGAGAGCCGACCAGUGCUUCGCUACAGCAAGGAGCAGAGGCCGACCACGCUGCCUAUCCAGCCCUUCGUGUUCCAGCAUCACUUCCCCAAGCAGCUGGCCAAGGCCCGUGCCCUCCACAGCCUCUCCCAGCUCUACAGUCUCUCGGGCUGCAGCCGUGCGCAGCAGCAGCAGCAGCCUGCCUCACUGGUUAUCCCCACCACUCAAGGCCCAGCUCCAGCUCCCUCCGGAGAGCCACAGCCAUUCACACCCCAGACCUCCGGCAGGGGUGCCAGAAAAGCUGGGCCUGAGCCGGAGACCUCAAGGCCGUCACCCCUGGGAAGCUACUCCCCUGUCCGGAGUGCCGGCCCCUUUGGGCCCAGCACUGAUUCGUCCACCUCUACCUCCUGCUCCCCUCCUCCAGAGCAGGCCACAGCAGCAGAAGGUCUCCCCGCAUGGAGCCACCCUCGUCCUUCCAUGCGGCCUGCCGCCUCCCAGCAGCCACUGAAGGAGGACCAGAAGAUUCCAACCUUGACUGAGUACCGGCUUCAUGGCACAGGAAGCUUGCCACCUCUGGGCUCCUGGAGAUCUGGCUUUUCCCGGGCAGAGAGCCUGGCUCGAGGAGGUGGUGAGGGCAGCAUGGCCUCCAGGCCCAACAAUGCCAACCACCUAUCCCCUCAAGCCCUCAAGUGGCGGGAAUACAGGAGGAAGAACCCAUUAGGACCACCCGGUUUGUCAGGAAGCCUAGAUCGAAGGCCACAGGAAGCUCGGCUGGCCCGCAGGAACCCCAUCUUUGAGUUCCCCAGUUCUUUUGGCCCUGCCAGCCAUCUGAAUUACCGGCUGAACGGUCAGGUAGCAAAGCCAUUACCACUGAUCUGCCCUGACCUCCAGGACCCCUUCUCCUUAACUGAGAAGCCUCCAGCUGAGUUUUGUCUGUCUCCAGAUGGCAGCUCAGAGGCCAUUUCCAUUGACGUACUUCAGAAGAAAGGGCUGGUGAAAGCUGUCAACACUGCCGUGGACCUGAUCGUGGCCCAUUUUGGCACAAGCCGGGAUCCUGGGGUCAAGGCAAAGCUGGGGAACAGCUCUGUGAGCCCCAAUGUGGGCCACCUGGUUCUGAAGUACCUGUGCCCUGCCGUCCAAGCCGUGCUGGAGGACGGGCUCAAGGCCUUUGUUCUAGACGUGAUCAUUGGACAGCGAAAGAACACGCCUUGGAGUGUGGUGGAGGCUUCCACUCAGCUAGGCCCAUCCACCAAGGUCCUGCAUGGUCUCUACAACAAAGUCAGCCAGUUCCCAGAACUCACCAGCCACACUAUGCGCUUCAACGCCUUCAUCCUCGGCCUGCUCAACAUCCGGUCCCUGGAGUUCUGGUUUAAUCACCUGUACAACCAUGAAGAUAUCAUCCAGACCCAUUACCAGCCCUGGGGCUUCCUGCGCGCUGCUCACACAGUGUGCCCUGGCCUCUUCGAGGAGCUGCUGCUGCUGCUCCAGCCGUUAGCCCUGCUGCCCUUCAGCCUUGACGUGCUGUUCCAGCACCGGCUGCUGCAGAGCGGGCAGCAGCAGCGGCAGCACAAGGAGCUGCUGCGCGUGUCCCAGGACCUGCUGCUCUCUGCACACUCGACACUGCAGCUGGCCCGGGCCCGAGGCCAGGAGGGCCCUGGGGAGAGGGUGAAGGGUGUGGGCGCCUCAGAAGGUGGAGAAGAGGAUGAGGAAGACACGGAAGAGGCGGUUGUGGCCGGGGGGAGCUCCGAGCACGCCAGGUGGACCCGAGGGGGUCAGGCGGGCUGGUGGUACCAGCUCAUGCAGAGCUCCCAGGUCUACAUCGAUGGUGCUACCGAGGGCUCUCGGUUCCCUCGCAGUAGCAGCGCUGGCAGUGAGAAAAAGAAAGGGGUAGGCAGUGGGGGGCCUUCUCAGGCUCCACCACCACGGGAAGGUGUAGUAGAGGGGGCUGAGGCCUGUCCUGCCCCCGAAGAGGCCCUUGGCCAAGAAAGGGGCUGGCCUUUCUGGAUGGGGAGCCCCCCUGACUCCGUGCUAGCUGAGCUGAGGCGGAGUCGAGAGAGGGAAGGGCCUGUUGCGCCACCAACAGAAAAUGAAGAGGGGACGGAGCCUUCCUCCGGAGGCAUCAAAUGGGGACACCUCUUUGGUUCUCGGAAAGCUCAGCGGGAAGCCCGGCCUGCAAACAGGCUGCCUUCAGACUGGCUGAGCCUGGACAGGUCUGUGUUCCAGCUGGUAGCACAGACAAUGGGGUCCCGUCGGGAGCCGGAGCCCAGGGAGAACCUGCAAGAGUCACAGUCUCCAGCCCUGCCCUCCAAACCUCCGUGCGAGGUGCAGGCGCUGUGCCACCAUCUGGCCACAGGCCCUGGACAACUGAGCUUCCACAAAGGCGAUGUCCUGCGGGUGCUGGGACCAGCCGGAGGAGACUGGCUGCAUUGCAGCCGGGGCCCUGACACAGGCUUGGUACCUCUGGCCUAUGUGACAUUGACUCCAACUCCAAGUUCACCACCUGGAAGCAGCCAGAACUGAGGCCUUAUGCAUGCUGGUGGCCUCAGGGACCCUGAUAUCCCCAAGACUCAAGAGUCCGAGAGUUCUUCCCAAGCCCUUAGGCUUGGCUGCAAAAAGUAGACUGAGAGCCGGGGCCACGUACCCCUGUGCUGGCACCUGCUCCCCGUGCUCAGUAUUAAUUACUCCUCCUCAACCUUCCCGGCGACUCUGUCCAGACCUCCACUCAGGAGAGGAGGGGAGGACACAGCGCUGGGCUGCCAAGAUCUUUCCUGGCCCAUCUGGGCCAAUACUUCCGUGGGUGUAGACAAGUCUCUGGAGGGAGGUGGCCCAGAGGCCAUUUGUGGGUUUACUAGGCCGAGUGACAAUGAGGAUGGAUAAACAGUAUUGGGGCCCAAGCCCCGAGCCCCCCAUGCUGUAAACAGACAGUGACCAGUGCCUGGUCGUCAGAAUAGGAGGAGGAGCUCAGGCUUCUGUUUAUGUAUGUAUUUAUUUAUUUAUUUAUUACGCCUAUUAAUAAAAAGGUGCUCAGC